Messenger RNA from Pygocentrus nattereri (red-bellied piranha), 3363 nucleotides. RefSeq names its product hematopoietic cell signal transducer (gene hcst). Gene Ontology annotation, cellular component: membrane. The coding region runs from base 260 to 505 and encodes 81 amino acids. Gene Ontology annotation, biological process: positive regulation of phosphatidylinositol 3-kinase/protein kinase B signal transduction; regulation of immune response. Lineage: Eukaryota; Metazoa; Chordata; Actinopteri; Characiformes; Serrasalmidae. The transcript has 7 exons. The record is from RefSeq and is a predicted model, not a curated record. Gene Ontology annotation, molecular function: phosphatidylinositol 3-kinase binding; signaling receptor binding.
CUGUUGAGAGGAGACCAUUGCCACACCCACUGGCAUCCUCCACAGUCUCAAAGGCAAGAGACGGCAUGUGUUAUCCAGUUCAUUUGGGGAUACAGUACAUAGUUCUGAAAUAGAUGGAAAUGCAACAGUUGCUGACUGUAGCCUGUAAAGAGGUGAAUGAAGCAAACAGAGGUUCUUCUUUGAGGUGAGUCCGGACUGCAGUGAAAGUGGAGUGUUCAUCAGACGAGGUUAAGGUAAACAAAGGCUCUACAGCACGGAAAUGGCAGAUAACAUUCUGCUGAUGCUUCUUUUCCUUCCUCUCAUAGCCAUGACCAGUGCAGAAGAACCAGAGAGCAGCUCCUGCUACCGGAUAGCACCUGCUACCUUGGCAGGCGUGGUUCUUGGUGACAUCGCACUCACGAUUUUCAUCGUUGGUGUCACGUAUUGCUGUGCCAGCAAGCGUAGGCAGCAGAAGGAAAACGCUGAUAAGGUCUACAUGAAUGUCAGGGCGAACUGCAAAGCAUGAGGAACCUGAGGAGGAUGUCGCUUCGACAGUAACUCUCACUUAUCUCACAUAUCAUUAAACCGAAUCACUGAUUCUGCGCGAGGCCCUCACAAACAACGGACAGACGUCUAAAGCACUGUGGACAUUACUAUUCAAGCCAGCUAAUACAAACAGUGCUGUAUGUAGGAUGAACACAGUCCUACACGAUUGGCUUUCCUGACCAAAGAUCAGGAGUCUGUGUGAGCACACUGGCAGAACAGUAAUUAAGUUUUAACAGGUUCAGUGAUGGUCUAGUUUGAACCAUGCCAGAAGAAGAUAGAUUAAGCAGUAACAAAUCAGAUCAAAUUACUUUUGUUGAUUUUCUAAAUGAAAAUGAGUUAACACAUCUACAGAGAACACACUUAACUAAGGCAUUUUCUGCUUAUUUUACUGCCUAUUUUCUAAUGAUUUGUCAAAUGUAAUGCACUGGAAAAAAUAAAUGUUUUAUGUUUAUGCAGCCAUCGUUUCAUGUUUAUGAAUAUGAAUAUGUUCAAUUCAGCAAACACACAGUAAUCGUGCAUUAACAUGUGCAGAAGUAUGUUCUCUGUAGCUUUCCCUUAGAUAUUCAACAAAACAUGGAAUUUGACUGGGGCGCUCAAACUUUUUAACACAACCGAGUAUCUGUAUCUCUAUAAAAUUAGUUGAAAUUUGUACAUUGUGUUUGAGACAUUUACAGAGAUAUUACAUUUAAUUGAUAUCGUGCUAUGAAUCCAAGGCUAUAUAAAUAUAGUUUAAUGAUAUUAAUGAAAAAAGGUUGAAUAACGGUUGUAUUAAGGUUGUAUAAGAGCCAAACUCAGCUAUUGGCUAUAAUGCAUUUUUUCAACAGAAGGCCUCAUACAUUGAAUCAUAUAUAGAGAAUUUAUUUUUUCAAUGUUACACUGUGUAUAUGACUUUUAACUGAAUUUAUAUUGUUGUAGAACAUACUUUUGAAUGCAUUACAUGUGGUACGGAAGCCUUGUAUAUUUACUUAUUGGUUACCAAUUGAUUCUUAACACUCUUUUCUCAACUGCUUUUCUUUUUUAAUAAUCUAAAUACAGUCUUUAAAGGGAAAUUCCACAGUUUUUCGAAUGUCUGCUGAAUUACAUAGUUAAGCUGUCACCAAAGUCAUGUACAGUGGUUUGGUGUGAAAGGCUCUGUUCUUAAGAAACUUACCAAGCCAGAAUUGUUCAUAGUGGUGGUUAUGGGAACCAGACGUCUGAAGAGUUUAAUGCCUCGAAAAGUUCCCUCACAGGAAGUUCUAUUACAUGAAAUGGUUAUGGAUACACUGCCUGAUCCCUGAGACACUGACUGCAUUUACAUGCGCUUAAUCGUCCGAUAAUUACAGAAAAUCAGAUUCUGUCAAUAAUCCAAUUUUGUUUUGUAAGCACUUGAGUAAUCAGAUAAUGAGGAAACGAAAGAAAUCAGAGUAAGAGUUCACAUGCACUGAGAAAUCUGAUCACUGAGCUAAAAUCCAGCCUCUUGAUUGGAUUUCUUAAUCACAUUUCUUGAUCCGAGUAUGGUGUUUACAAGACCAUUUGAAUAAUCGGAUGACUGCAGAAAUUGCAUUAUUGAGUGCAUGUAAAUGCACUCAUUUAACCAGUCAUGGCGGAGCAGCACAUAGAGGGUGUUAAAAGGAAGGGAAAUAGCCCUCCUUUUCCUAGAUUGAUCCCUAUUUUACCAUCAACAUUUCACAUAAAACUCAGACGUGUAGGUUCAGAGGUGGUGUUGGAUAGUUGAUAAAAUGGCGAUAUUAGUGUUGUAGACGCUGCAACGCCUGGUUACCAUCUUCACCACUAAAAAGAGUCUGUAAGUUGCUUCAAAAUGAAACAUUUCACAUCAAGCACUCCGACUUUAUUUACAGUGCUGUGUAAAAGUAUUUGCCUCUCUUUCUAUUUCUUCUAUUUUUGCAAUUGUCACGUUUUAAAGUUUCAAUCACCAAAUUUAGUACAAGAUAAAGACAACACAAUUAAACCCAAAAUGCAGGUUAUAAGUGAUCACUGCAUUUAUUGAAGAUAAAGAUUUAUUCAAAACCUUUACCACCACCCCUGUGAAAGAGUACCUGCCCCCGUGAACCUAAUUGUUGUGCCACCCUUGGCAGUAACAACUGCAAUCAAUCAUUUGCGAUACUUUCUGAUGAGUCGUUUACAUCAAUGUAGAGACAUUUUGGCCCACUUCUUUGCAGAGUUAUCUUAUGUCAGCUACACUGGAGGGCUUUUGAGCAUGAACUGCCUGUUAAAGGCCAGCAUGUCAGUGGGAUUCAAGUCAGGACUUUAACUUAGCUCCUCCAAAGCUUAAUUUUGUUUCUUUUGAGCCAUUGGUGGACCUUCUUGUAUGCUUCAAAUGACUGUCCAGGGUUUGUGCUUAGGUGGGUUAUUUUUGUCUAAUAUUAAAAGUGAUCUGAAGCAUUCAGGUGUGCCAAAUAUGCAAAAAAAUUGGGAUGAAAUUUGGAAGGAGUAUUGGGAAUUCUUUUUCACAGCACUGUACAUCUCGACAACCGAAUUGUGCAGAAAUUGUUCUUCAAAUGGUAAAUGUGGGUCCAACGGUGUCUCAACAGGCCGAAUGGGAGUUUUUUGACAAUGUCCUGUGAAGCAUCAACCGCAAACAAUGCUUCAAAAGAACAUUUCCAUGAGACGAGCAUGUAGAGGUCAAUUGGAAUGUCAACGCUGCGAAAAUGUAGCGGUUCAAAUGCAAAGCAAGAGCAUGGCCUGAUGGACCUGAGAAGAUGGUAGUUCAUGAUAAGAGUGUUUUAUUCAGUAUUAUUACCUGCUGUAGAAAGAGGAAGAGAGAGAGACGUUUUUUGGUUUUUUUUUGCAAAUCUUGUAAGUUUUUUGAUCUGGUGACCAUAAAAAUCCUAUGAACAA